Molecule: messenger RNA, 3338 nt
Organism: Pseudopodoces humilis (Tibetan ground-tit)
Lineage: Eukaryota; Metazoa; Chordata; Aves; Passeriformes; Paridae
Source: RefSeq, a predicted model, not a curated record
AUGGCACGGCUGGCACAGCUGGCACAGCUGGCACGGCUGGCGCGGGUGGCGCGGGUGGCACAGCUGGCGCUGCUGCUGGCGCAGCUGGCACAGCUGGGAGCUGCCAGGGCCACAGAGCCGCUGGAGAACGAGUCCGAGCCGGGCAAGGCCGGGAAAGGCUGGAAGGGAGAGCCCGACCUGGAGGAGCUGGACCUGGACACGGCAGGUAAAGGCGCCGAGUGGACGUCGUGGUUCAACAUCGACCACCCCGGUGGGGACGGUGACCACGAGAGCCUGGCCGCCAUCCGCUUCUACUACGGUGACCGCGUGUGCCCGCGGCCGGUGGCCAUCCAGGCGCGCUCCACCGAGUGGCACCUGCCCGCGGCCCUGGGCCAGGUGGUCCACGCCAGCCCCAAGCGCGGCUUCCGCUGCCUGCACCGCGAGCAGCCCCCGGGCAAGGCCUGCGCCAACUACCACGUGCGCUUCCUGUGCCCGCUGGAGCCCCUCUGGUCGGAGUGGGGUCCGUGGGGUCCGUGUUCCCGCAGCUGCGGCAGCGCCGGGACCCGCGAGCGGCGCCGGAGCUGCAAAACCGCCAAGAGCCCCCCGUGCCCGGGCCCUGCCACCGAGACACAGAAAUGUCCCCGCUCACCGUGCCCAGAGAAGCCGCACAUGGUGCUGCAGCCCGCGGGGCAGGUGCGGGAGGCCGGGCAGGACGUCACCUUCUGCUGCAGAGCCUCGGGCGCUCCUCCCCGCAACUACUCCUGGUACCACAACGGGACGCUGCUGGAGGGGCCGGCGGAGCGCAGCAGCGGCCGCCUGGAGCUGCGGGGGCUGGCACCGGGGCAGGCGGGCACGUACCAGUGCAAAGCCAGCUCGGAGGCGGGAGCCAUCCGCUCGGUGCCCGCGCAGCUCACCGUGCUGGCCCAGGGCCAGCCCAGCUGCCGGCCGGAGCCGGAGCCCAGCCUGGUGGAGCUGCCCCGCGAGUGCCCGCAGGACUCCGGCGGCUCCCGUUACUACGACGUGGGGCGCUGCCCGGCCUCGCCGUGCCCGGGCGACCCCUCCGAGCCCUCGGGCUGCGGGCAGAGCUCGGGGCUGUGCUGCGGGGUGCGCAGGAUGGAGCUGCGGCAGGUGCCGUGCGCCGGCUCCCUGCUGCCCCUCAAGGUGGUGGCCGAGUGCGGCUGCGGGCCCUGCGCCCAGCCCCGGGUGUUGGUGCGGGGCCGGGUGACGGCGGCCGACACCGGGGAACCGCUGCGCUUCGGCCACAUCUUCCUGGGGGCCACCAAAGUGGGCUUCACCGGCUACCGGGGCUCCUUCACCAUCGAGGUGCCGCCCGACACGCAGCGCCUGGUGGCUCGCUUCGUGGACGGCCAGCAGCGCUUGGUGGACGCCGUCAAGGUGCUGCCCUUCGACCCGCGAGGAGGAGCGGUGUACCACGAGGUGAAGAUGCUGCGCAGGAAGGAGCCGGUGGAGCUGGACGGCGGCCGGAGCAACUCCAUCCCCCUGGGCGAGGCCGGCGGCCGGGAGCCCGUCGGGGAGCUGCUGCUGCCGGCCGGGGUUUUCCUGCGGCCGUCCGGAGAGGUUUUUAACGGCACGGUCCAAGCCAGCGUCACCUUCGUGGACCCGCGGGAUGUGAGCACGGCCAGCGCCGCCUCCAGCGACCUGAGCUUCGCCAACGCCGAGGGGGAAAUCGUCCCCCUGCGCACCUACGGGAUGUUCGCCGUGGAUUUCCGCGAGGGCGGCAGCGGCGCGGAGCUGCAGGCGGGGCCGGUGCAGGUGAGGAUGGACGCGGGGCAGGUGUGGAUGCCGGAGCACCUGAAGAAGAUGAAGUUGUGGUCCUUGAACCCCGAGAGCGGCCUGUGGGAGGAGGAGGGAGUGCUGCGGCCGGCCGGCGGCCGGAGGAAGAGGGAGGAGAGGACCUUCCUGGUGGGCAACCUGGAGAUCCGCGAGCGGCGCCUCUUCAACCUGGACGUGCCCGAGGAUCGCCGCUGCUUCGUCAAGGUCAGGGCCUACAGCAACGAGAAGUUCAACCCCUACGAGCAGCUGGAAGGGGUGGUCAUCAACCUCAUCAACCUGGAGCCCCAGCCCGGCUUCCCCAGCAACCCGCGGGCCUGGGGCCGCUUCGACAGCGUGGUCACCGGCCCCAACGGCGCCUGCUUGCCCGCCUUCUGCGACGGCCGGCGCCCCGACGCCUACACGGCCCUGGUGACGGCCACGCUGGGCGGCGAGGAGCUGGAAGCCGUGGCCUCCAGCCCCAAGCUGAACCCCAACGCCGUGGGGGUGGCUCAGCCCUACCUGGGCAAGCUGGGCUACCGGCGCUCGGACCACGAGGACGCGGCGCUGAAGAAGACGGCGUUCCAGAUCAACGUGGCCAAACCCGACCCCAACGACGCCGACGAGAGGAACGGGCCCGUCUACUCCUACCGGAGCCUCCGGGAGUGCGAGGAGGCGCCGGUCGGGGCCAACCACCUGCGCUUCUACCGCGUGGAGGUGGACAGGUACGAGUACAACGUGGUGCCCUUCAAGGAGAGCGACGUCACCUCCUGGACCGGCGAUUACCUGGCGUGGUGGCCCAACCCGCAGGAGUUCCGGGCGUGCUUCAUCAAGGUGCGGCUGGAGGGGCCGCAGGAGUACAUGGUGAGGUCGCGGAACGUCGGGGGCAGCCACCCCCGCACGCGGGGACAGCUCUACGGGCUGCGGGACAGCCGGAGCGUGCGGGAUCCGCUGCUGGGCGACGCCUCGGGAGCCUGCGUGGAGUUCAAGUGCGGCGGGAUGCUCUUCGACCAGAGCCUGGCCGACAGGACCUUGGUGUCCAUCGUGCCGCAGGGCAGCUGUCGCCGCACGGCCAUCAACGGGCUCCUGCGGGACUACCUGAGCCGCCACCCGCCGCUGGCCGACAACAACCACACCGGGGCCUUCUCCAUGCUGGCCCCGCUGGACCCGCUGGGCCACAACUACGGCAUCUACACCGUGACGGACCAGAACCCGCGGCUGGCCAAGGAAAUCGCCAUCGGCCGCUGCUUCGCGGGCACCUCGGACGGCUUCUCCAGGGAGAUGAGAGCGGCGGAGGGCACCGCCGUCACCUUCAGCUGCCAGGAGCGGCCGCCGGGCAGGGAGAGCUUCUUCCAGCGCCUGCUGAGCGCCCCGGCCGAGGCUCUGCAGGAGAUCCGCAGGGAGAUGGGGAGAUCCGAGCUGCGCCGCGCCGCCCCCGAGGUGAUGGACUUCGCCUCCGGAGCCCCCACGGGCACCCGCCGGAGCCCCGGCAGCCAGCGGAGAGCGGGCCGGCAGCGGGGACAGCCCUGAGUGGCCUCCGCGUCCCCUCCCCGCCUCUGCUUUUGUCGCCCCCCCUUUCCCCCUGUCGC